CUUCAGCGUUGUUUGAAAACAGCUGCAGACGCUCCGUCCUCCUCCUCCUGCUGCUGCUGCUGUGGAUCUCCGCUCAAUGAUGGCGAUGGAGAACCUGAGGCACUUCCUGGCCGCUCUGUCGGCCGCCGGAGCCGCGGGGUUCGUCGCCAUAAUAUUCGUGCUGAGGUGGGUCCUCCACUUUAAGGAGGGCUUGGCCUGGGACGGCGGACUGGCGGAGUUCAACUGGCACCCGGUGCUGAUCGUGACGGGCUUCAUUUUCCUGCAGGGCAUAGCCAUAAUUGUCUACAGGCUUCCCUGGACCUGGCAGUGCAGCAAACUCAUGAUGAAGUUCAUCCACGCGGGCUUGAACUUGGCAGCCUUCAUUUUCGCCGUCAUUUCCAUGGUGGCAGUUUUCGACUUCCACAACGCUGCCAAAAUUCCCAACAUGUACAGCCUGCACAGCUGGCUGGGCCUCACAGCGGUUAUAUUGUACGGCCUACAGCUUGUUCUCGGAGUCGGCCUGUAUCUGAUACCAGUAGCACCUGUAUCCUGGAGAGCAGCUUUUAUGCCCAUCCAUGUCUACAGCGGUCUUUUUCUUUUCACCAGCGUCAUAGCAGUGGCUCUCAUGGGCAUCACAGAAAAACUUAUCUUUGGCCUAAGCAACCCCAAGUAUAAGGACUCUCCCCCAGAGGCGAUCUUUGUGAAUGUUCUGGGAGUCCUCCUGGUUGUUUUCGGGGCUCUUAUCCUCUGGAUUGCCACUCGAACGUCUUGGAAACGCCCCGCUGACCAGAUCCUGCAUUCUCUGCAUACCAACAGGGGAGGUGAGGACAACAGCAAAGUUGGUCCGGCCCUGUCUGAACUGGGGGAUGGAGCCAAUGCGGAGCCUGAUGGGGAUGUCCGGAAGAGGACUAGUAAAUCAGAGAGCUAGGGUGACAAUUUGGAUCAUAGAAAUAAAAUAAUGCUGUGCUAAAAAUCUUGAAAUACCCCUCAUGUCUCUAAGGUUUGCCAGGAAAAUGUAUUGAAACAUGCAAUCAUCCGAAAAAAUAGACUUUAAUGAUUGCAUAAUUUUCAGAAUAUUCACCUUUUUGUCUUAAAGCACACGCUGUAUUAUUUCAUCAAACUCUUUUAUCAUCAGUGAUGUAAUUAGCGUGUCGGUUUACAUAGUUUAACGUUAAUUUAAUCCUGUUGAGUCUGAACCUUUGCAGAGACCAAACCAUAAAUGAUUGUGUUCUGUUGGCUUUUUCUUUUCAGUUUUCUAUGUUUCACUGCUUUGGCAUUUGCUCUGAAAUGGUUGCAAGCACCAUUUUUUUUGUCAGACCAAAAUUUGGAAAAAAUCCCUUUCUGUGUUUAGAUUUCUAGACAUAGUGAUACAGUCCCUAACAUUAGUUUACUCCCCAAAUCACGAAAGAGCCAAAAUCAUGCUUUACUGUAGUCAAAUUCAGUGUUAUACCUUGGCUCUAACUUCCUUUCUAAUUAUUUUAGAUAAUUUGAACCCUCAAACUGUAUGCAAAUUUGGAUAUUUUUUUUUUUGUCAUGCGAUUCAGUGUUUAUGAAUCUCCUGUUCAGCUGGCUUAUUUGAACGCUAGUUUUCUUUGACAUCCCCAAUGAGCGUUUCACAAACAUGGAUUGACGGGAUCUGUUCCUCUCGUCCUGUUUUUGUCUUCCCUGGAGGUAUUUCAAAGACUUAUUUUGCUGUUGUUCUUUUUCUUAAGAGCCUAAAGAAACAAUGUCCCUCUUUUUUUGUGCUAGAUUUUCUGUUAUGUUUAGACCCAACACUUUUUUUAUUAGGUGCCUUAUUUAGCAAGUUAAUGUUGAAACAAACAGCAAAAUAAAUGCCAAAGGAAUGGGGACGGUAAUAAUAAAUACAUUAAAAAGCAGCUAUUUCCACGUAGUGAAAUUAUUACUUGAGACAAAAAAACUAACAGGAAAAGCCAGGACUCAAGAGAUGAGGGGUGUUUCAAAACCUUUGCAAUGUAUUAUUUCGUUGUGAUAUGACUCUGCACAACUUGGAAGCUCCUUUGCCAAGAAAAUGGGACCGAAGUCACCCAAGGCUUUUACACUAAAAAUUAUUAAUACAAACCUAAAUGAUGAUGAAUGUAUAGGUAAACCAGCACAAACUGUUCAAAAAAGGUUAAAACAUUAGGACAAAAAUUAAAUUAGUUACUUUUCAUUUUGCACUACAAAGUGUUAUUGUAGUUUAUUUUAACCAACAUUUAUUGGUAUAAGUGGAUGUAAAUAUUUCUGAGCUAUUUUGUUACAGGAUUAGAGGCUCGUGUUAGAGGAGAUGCUAACGUAUAAACUCUAGAACAUAAUCCUGCAUUUAUGUUUUCUUUAUCCUACUGUAGAGGAUUUUUAUUGUUGUUUUUAUUUUUUUACCUUUUUGCCAACAAAUGAGUUUGUAAUAAAUCUGCUGUUGAUGAGUAACAUUGA
Molecule: messenger RNA, 2409 nt
Organism: Fundulus heteroclitus (mummichog)
Lineage: Eukaryota; Metazoa; Chordata; Actinopteri; Cyprinodontiformes; Fundulidae
Product: cytochrome b reductase 1
Exons: 4
Coding region: 77-907 (276 amino acids)
Cellular component (GO): lysosomal membrane
Molecular function (GO): oxidoreductase activity
Source: RefSeq, a predicted model, not a curated record